AUGUCGAUAUCUCUUUCUGAACUGGAGACACAGUUCUCCAUUGCAACCAACUCCAUCCAUGUUGAUGAUCGAUACGCUGGGCCCGAGUUGGCGCCUGCGAUGCAUCCCACUACCACCUUCCGAUACCCUUAUAACUCCGACGAACUAGAGCCUCAGCAAGCUCUGUCGAAAACAAAGCACGUAUAUGCUAGACUCGCACGACCGACUAGUUCGCGAUUGGAGCUUGUCCUGUCAACGAUCCUGAAAGGAGAAUGCUUGACAUAUGCAACUGGUCUCGCCGCAAUUCACGCUUAUCUUACCUGCCUUACUCCUAAGAAGGUUGCUAUCACUGGUGGUUAUCAUGGCGCACACGAUGUACUCCGGAUUCAGGAGCGGUUGACAGGAGUCAAGAAGGUCGGAUUACACGAGACAGACCAACUCGAGAAAGGAGACGUGAUCCAUCUUGAAACACCUCUUAACCCAACUGGCGAGGCACGUAACAUUACCGCGUAUUCCAAAAUUGCCAAAGCAAAGGGACUUUAUCUCGUUGUUGAUUCUACAUUCGGGCCACCAUCCUUGCAAGAACCAUUCCUCUGGGGGGCCGACUUGGUUAUUCACAGUGGAACCAAGUAUAUUGGCGGCCAUAGUGACAUCAUGUGUGGUGUUAUCAGCACAUCUCCUGAGCGACCAGAGCUAUUCAUGAAGUUAUGGGAGGAUCGAUGCGCACUUGGAAACAUCAUGGGCGGGUUCGAGUCCUGGCUCGGUCUUCGCAGUUUGCGGACGCUAGACAUUCGCUGCAUCCGACAAAGCCAGAACUGCACGGAGCUUGUGACGUGGCUUUCUGAGAUGAUCAACUCUCCGACGCCAAAUGAGGUGAAUGCCACAGUUGAAAGUCUCAAACAUGCUAGUCUGCAGAAGAAGGAUAUGGAUUGGCUUCAAAAGCAGAUGCCAAAUGGCUUUGGACCUGUUUUCAUGAUGAUUAUGAAGAAUGCUCAUCAGGCCCGGCGACUGCCGAGCAAGCUGCGCAUCUUCCAACAUGCGACUAGUCUUGGCGGUGUCGAGAGCUUGAUUGAAUGGCGGAAGAUGACCGAUCCCACGGCCGGGGAGAACAUUAUGCGGGUGAGUGUGGGAAUUGAGACAUUUGAAGACCUACAGAAAGAUCUGUUGAAUGGUUUGCGGACUUUGGUUGAAGAAUGCGAGAACUAG
This is a messenger RNA of Penicillium antarcticum, 1185 nucleotides long. RefSeq lists its product as uncharacterized. The transcript is spliced from 2 exons. Gene Ontology annotation, cellular component: cytoplasm. Gene Ontology annotation, biological process: transsulfuration. The record is from RefSeq and is a predicted model, not a curated record. NCBI's taxonomy places the organism in Eukaryota, Fungi, Ascomycota, Eurotiomycetes, Eurotiales, Aspergillaceae. The coding region runs from base 1 to 1185 and encodes 394 amino acids. Gene Ontology annotation, molecular function: carbon-sulfur lyase activity; pyridoxal phosphate binding.